AUGUCUGCAAUGUGGUCUGAAUAUACAAUUAGCGGGGUGAAGAUUAACUUUCCUUAUAAAGCUUACCCAUCACAGCUUGCUAUGAUGAAUUCUAUUCUCAGAGGAUUAAACAGUAAGCAGCAUUGUUUAUUGGAGAGUCCCACAGGAAGUGGAAAAAGCUUAGCCUUACUUUGUUCUGCUUUAGCAUGGCAACAGUCUCUUAGUGGGAAGCCAGCAGAUGAGGGCGUAAGUGAAAAAGCUGAAGUACCAUUGUCAUGUUGUUGUACAUGCCAUUCAAAGGAUUUUACAAACAAUGACAUGAACCAAGGAACUUCACGUCAUUUCAACAAUCCAAGCACGCCACCUUCUGAAAGAAAUGAGACUUCAUCAGCUUGUCAAGACUCCCCUGCAAAAAACACUCUGGCUGCCAAGUUAUCUGCUAAGAAACAGGCAUCCGUAUACAGAGAUGAAAAUGAUGAUUUUCAAGUAGAGAAGAAAAGAAUUCGACCCUUAGAAACUGCACAGCAGAUUAGAAAACGUCAUUGCUUUGGAACAGAAGUACACAAUUCGGAUGCAAAACUUGAUUCAGGAAAGACCAUAAAACUCAACUCUCCAUUGGGAAACAUAAACUCCUUGUCUCCACAAAAACCCCCUGGCCACUGUUCACGGUGCUGUUGUUCUACUAAACAAGGAAACAGUCAAGAGUCGUUGAAUACCAUUAAGAAAGAUCAUACGGGGAAAUCCAAGAUACCCAAAAUAUAUUUUGGGACGCGCACACACAAGCAGAUUGCUCAGAUUACUAGGGAGCUCCGGAGGACAGCAUAUUCAGGGGUCCCAAUGACUAUUCUUUCCAGCAGGGAUCAUACUUGCAUCCAUCCUGAAGUAGUUGGUAACUUCAACAGAAAUGAAAAGUGCAUGGAAUUGCUGGAUGGGAAAAAUGGAAAAUCCUGCUAUUUUUAUCAUGGAGUUCAUAAAAUUAGUGAUCAGCACACAUUACAGACUUUCCAAGGGAUGUGCAAAGCCUGGGAUAUAGAAGAACUUGUCAGCUUAGGGAAGAAACUAAGGGUCUGUCCAUAUUACACAGCCCGAGAACUAAUACAAGAUGCUGACAUCAUAUUUUGUCCUUACAACUAUCUUCUAGAUGCACAAAUAAGGGAAACUAUGGAUUUAAAUCUGAAAGAACAGGUUGUCAUUUUAGAUGAAGCUCAUAACAUCGAGGACUGUGCUCGGGAAUCAGCAAGCUACAGUGUAACAGAAGUUCAGCUUCGAUUUGCUCGGGAUGAACUAGAUAGUAUGGUCAACAAUAAUAUAAGGAAAAAAGAUCAUGAACCCCUACGAGCUGUGUGCUAUAGCCUCAUUAAUUGGUUAGAAGCAAACUCUGAAUAUCUUGUAGAAAGAGAUUAUGAAUCAUCUUGUAAAAUAUGGAGUGGAAAUGAAAUGCUCUUAAAUUUGCACAAAAUGGGCAUUACCACUGCUACUUUUCCCAUUUUGCAGGGACAUUUUUCUGCUGUUCUUCAGAAAGAGGAAAAAAUCUCACCAAUUUAUGGUAAAGAGGAGGCAAGAGAAGUGCCAAUUAUUAGUGCAUCAACUCAAAUAAUGCUUAAAGGACUUUUUAUGGUUCUUGACUACCUUUUUAGGCACAACAGCAAAUUUGCAGAUGAUUAUAAAAUUGCUAUUCAACAGACUUACUCAUGGACAAAUCAGAUUGAUAUUUCAGAUAAAAAUGGGUGGUUGGUUCUACCAAAAAAUAAGAAACGUUCACGACAAAAGACUGCAGUUCAUGUGCUCAACUUUUGGUGCUUAAAUCCAGCUGUGGCCUUUUCAGAUAUUAAUGGCAAAGUUCGGACUAUUGUUUUGACAUCCGGUACAUUAUCACCAAUGAAAUCCUUUUCGUCAGAACUUGGUGUUACGUUUACUAUCCAGCUGGAGGCUAAUCAUGUCAUUAAAAAUUCACAGGUUUGGGUUGGUACCAUUGGAUCAGGCCCCAAGGGUCGGAAUCUCUGUGCUACCUUCCAAAAUACUGAAACAUUUGAGUUCCAAGAUGAAGUGGGAGCACUUUUAUUAUCUGUGUGCCAGACUGUGAGCCAAGGAAUUUUGUGUUUUUUGCCGUCUUAUAAGUUAUUAGAAAAACUGAGAGAACGUUGGCUGUCUACUGGCUUAUGGCAUAAACUGGAGUUGGCGAAGACAGUCAUUGUGGAACCACAGGGAGGAGAAAAAACAGAUUUUGAUGAAUUACUGCAGGUGUACUAUGAUGCAGUCAAAUACAAAGGAGAGAAAGAUGGAGCCCUCCUGGUAGCAGUUUGUCGUGGUAAAGUGAGUGAGGGUCUGGAUUUCUCAGACGACAAUGCCCGUGCCGUCAUAACAAUAGGAAUUCCUUUUCCAAAUGUGAAAGAUCUACAGGUUGAACUAAAACGACAAUACAAUGACCACCAUUCAAAAUUAAGAGGUCUUUUACCUGGCCGUCAGUGGUAUGAAAUUCAAGCAUACAGGGCCUUAAACCAGGCCCUUGGUAGAUGUAUUCGACACAGAAAUGAUUGGGGAGCUCUUAUUCUAGUGGAUGAUCGUUAUAGGAAUAACCCAAGUCGCUAUAUAUCUGGACUUUCUAAAUGGAUACGGCAGCAGAUUCAGCACCAUUCAACCUUCGAAAGUGCCCUGGAGUCCUUGGCCGAAUUUUCCAAAAAGCAUCAAAAAGUUCUUGAUGUAUCCAUUAAGGACAGAACAAAUAUACAGGACAAUGGGUCCACAGUUGAAGUGAUCUCUUCAAUGGACAAUACCCCAGCUUUUUUAUUGGAAGCAGCAAGUCAUCUAUCACCAGAAAAUUUUGUGAAAGAUGAAGCAAAGAUGUGUGUCCAGGAACUUCAGUGUCCUGAAAUUAUCACUAAAAAUUCACCUCUACCAAGUGGCAUCAUCUCCAGAAAGGAGAGAAGUGAUCCAGUAUUCCUGGAAGAGCCUGUCCAAGCAAUGAAAGCAGAAAAAAUUGUGAUUUCCAGAUCCACAAGCCCAACUUUCAACAAACAAACAAAGAGGGUUAUUUGGUCGAGCUUUAAUUCUUUGGGACAGUAUUUUACUGGUAAAAUACCAAAGGCAACACCUGAGCUCGAGUCAUCAAAGAAUAGUGCCUCUAGUCCUCCCAGUUUCAAAACAGAAAAGAUGGAAAGUAAAACUGUUUUGCCUUUCACUGAUAAAUGCGAAUCCUCAGAUCUGACAGUAGAAACAUCGUUUGGAUCAUACCCUCAAUCAGAAACCAUUAUUUCAUCAUUAAAGAUUGAUGGAACCCUUACUAGACAAAAUCAUCCCGAACAUCCUCUCUGUUCUGAAGAAGCCCUAGAUCCAGACAUUGAAUUGUCUCUAGUAAGUGAAGAAGAUGAACAAUCCACUUCAAAUAGAAAUUUUGAAACAGAAGCAGAAGAUGAAUCUAUCUAUUUUACACCUGAGCUUUAUGAUCCUGAAGAUACAAAUGAAGAAAAAAAUGACCUAGUCGAAACUGAUAGAGGAAAUAGAUUGGCUAACAAUUCAGAUUGCAUUUUAGCUGAAGACCUUUUUGAAAUUAGAACUAUAAAAGAAAUAGAUUUGGCCAGAGAAGUGAAAGCUGAGGAUUGCACAGAUACAAAGUUGAAUGGAAUUCUGCAUAUUGAAGAAAAUAAAAUUGAUGACAUUGAUGGUAAUGUAAAAACAACUUGGAUAAAUGAAUUUGAACUGGGAAACACUCAUGAAAUAGAAAUAAAGAACUUUAAACCAUCUCCUUCCAAAAAUAAAGGUAUGUUUCCUAGUUUUAAGUAA
This is a messenger RNA of Saimiri boliviensis boliviensis (Bolivian squirrel monkey), 3759 nucleotides long. RefSeq names its product BRCA1 interacting DNA helicase 1 (gene BRIP1). NCBI's taxonomy places the organism in Eukaryota, Metazoa, Chordata, Mammalia, Primates, Cebidae. Gene Ontology annotation, biological process: double-strand break repair involved in meiotic recombination; nucleotide-excision repair. Gene Ontology annotation, molecular function: DNA binding; hydrolase activity, acting on acid anhydrides, in phosphorus-containing anhydrides; DNA helicase activity. Gene Ontology annotation, cellular component: nucleus. The record is from RefSeq and is a predicted model, not a curated record.